Molecule: messenger RNA, 1566 nt
Organism: Lactuca saligna
Lineage: Eukaryota; Viridiplantae; Streptophyta; Magnoliopsida; Asterales; Asteraceae
Source: the annotation of a GenBank genome assembly
AUUAAGUAAAAGUUGGUAAGAGGAUACAACGGCGGGCAAAGUUCAAAUUUUUACAGAAAAGCAUAAAUUCUCCACACUCCCUUUGCAGCUUCAAAUUCAGCAUCGGAGAUCUGCUUUCUCGCUUCUCAAGCUUCGUGAUUGAAUUUGAUUGAUCCACUUCCCCUUACCCUUUAGAAUGGAAUCCUUACCAGAAGCUGUAGUCCAAUACAUUUUACUAAACAUGAACAAUGCUAAAGAUGUGGCAUCUUGUAACUGUGUCUCCAGAAAGUUUAAAGACUCCAUGCCUUACAUUAAAAGCCUUUACUUCCCUCGUAGCAUCUUUGACAACUUAAAAGACGGUCAUACCCCUGACUGCAUUAUCUUAGAGAUAGUCUCAUCAAUUUUCCAACUUGAAGAGCUUGUAGUUUACUGCCCAUUCACCAGCACAGGGCUGACCUCAUGGCUCUCACUUGUGGGACCCACCCUAAAGAAUCUUGAACUCCGAAUGGAUAAUCUUGCUGAUCAAAACACAGACAGUAUGUCUAAACUUGAAUGCAUUCAAUUUGCUAAAAAUCUCGAGUCUUUAAGACUUUGGGGUGUGCUAAUGGUUCGUGCUCCAAAAUGGGAUGUGUUUCAAAAAAUGAAGAAUCUUGAAAUUGUUGGAGCAAAAUUGGAGGACUCAGCUUUGACUGAGGCUUUGAGAGCAACUCCUAAUUUGACAAAUCUUGUGCUUCUUGGUUGUGAGGGUUUGAGGACUGUUUGGAUUGAGCUUCUUCAACUUGAGCAUUGUAAACUUGAUUUUUAUGGAUCAGGUAGCUGCUCACUUACACUUUCAGCUCCAAAGAUUGAAUAUCUUGAAGUUCAAGGGUGUAGUUGGAUUAGAGUUCGUGACACCAAUUGCUUGAAGAAUCUCUCCAUUUCAAACAAUGCUGGGAGGGUUUACAUGGUGGACUUUGGUAGUAAGCUCAUGGGGCUUGAAUCGUUAUGCAUUAGAGGUGUUCAAUGGUGUUGGGAUGCAAUAAACAAAAUUCUUCAACUUGCAAGUGAAGUAAAACAUCUGUAUAUGAAAGUUGAAUUCACUGGAGAUUUUGAAGCUCUUCUUCCCUUUCCAGAAAUUGACUUUGUUGACUUUUUCAAAAGUCAUCCAAAGCUUAAAACAUUCGACAUCCAUGGAGCAAUGUUUGCUGCUCUAUGCCAAAAGAACAGUCUAAAGAAUGUGGAUUCAAGCUUCAUGAUUCCUUGUCUUGAAGAGGUAGUGAUCACUGUGAGAUCACCAUUGAAUGCUGAGCAGAAAAUGAGCACACUUGAGUCUUUGGUGAAGUUUGGGAAGAAUUUAAAGAAGAUGAAGAUAAGGAUUCUUAGGAUGAAAAGUGGUCAUAGCAGUGCUGAUGAUUUUUUUGAGGAGAUAUGCAGGUUUAGAUACAUGAAUCACAACCUAAUCUCAAUUGAAUAAAACCCAUAAUCAGAUAUUAUAAUUGUUGUUUAAGGAUUAUGAUGUUAACAUUCUUUUUAAAACGACAUAAUUCAUUUCUGUAUGUGGUUUCAAGUGCUUCUUUGUUUUGACAACCAUUGAUUAAUGCAAAGAAC